Zootermopsis nevadensis is the source of this 3205-nucleotide messenger RNA. RefSeq names its product gamma-tubulin complex component 4 (gene Grip75). The record is from RefSeq and is a predicted model, not a curated record. Gene Ontology annotation, molecular function: microtubule minus-end binding; gamma-tubulin binding. Gene Ontology annotation, cellular component: microtubule organizing center; spindle pole; gamma-tubulin complex. Gene Ontology annotation, biological process: meiotic cell cycle; mitotic cell cycle; spindle assembly. NCBI's taxonomy places the organism in Eukaryota, Metazoa, Arthropoda, Insecta, Blattodea, Termopsidae.
GUCGUGCAGAUGGGCAUGAGCUGCGAAAAGUCCAGAUUGUGUGGGUUAGGUCAGGUUAUAUUAGUGAUGCCCAUGCACAGAGGAAAAUGGUUAAAGUCGUCAUCAUCACACCACGAGAGUUUGUGUAUGUCAGGAAGGGGCAACAAAGUGUAAGAAGUCAUAAAGUGUCAAUUUCGAACAGCAACCUGUGGCAUAACAUCGACAACCAGUUUCAUUAAUUUUCGCCCAGCAACUCUCUAACAGUCGGAUGAAAGAUGUGAAGAGGAAAGCGUGGAUCUAGUUAGGGAAGGCGAAUGACGCGCAUUUGCAUAGGACCAUGGCCGAUGGUGGCAGCAAUGGCAUACCUCUAGUCUGAGCAUUUGUUAUGGUAGUAUUUCAGCGUGUAAGAAGUUGCGAAGAGUUAGUUUCCAGUACUGACCCAUGUCACAAUAUUAACACCAAAUUUCAUCCAUUUUUGUCCAGCCAUUCUGUAGUUAUUAUAUUCGUACGGAUGGAUAUGUCGUAAUGUUAUGUUUGGUUGGAAGAGGUUAAGUUGGUUUGAUGGCGUGCAUGCGCAGAGGGAUAGGGGUACUGACGAUAUCAUCACUCCACUUCACGAUUUACUUCUACAAAAUGCUGCAUGAAGUACUCCUGGCAUUGUCUGGUUACUCUGACAGUUUCAUAACUCAGGUAAUGGAAAAUGAUUCAUUUUUGGAUCCAAAUGAAAAUAUGUUACUAAAAAGAGUUCUGAAUAUUGCUUCAGGAUUUGCUUCAAUCAAAACUUUCAUAGAUGAUAAUAUUUCUGUGAUUGGAGUACAUAGAACUGUUGCUGAUGAUUGUGUCAAGGGAGAAAUUGAAAGACAGCCAUUUGGGGUUUAUCUCCAGGCAUUCUGCAAUGGUUUGAAUGAAGUGCUGGUACCAUAUCGUAAAGAUAUUGCAGACCUGGAAGAAAAGUCGCUUGAAGAUCCAUACCUGCCAUUAUUGACAAUUGUCAGCAAAGUAGAAGAAUAUACUAAACUCUUUGAAGUAAUAAAUUCUAUGAUAAAACAAAUAUCUGAACAGCAUAUUCAUGGUUGUCAGAUACUGGAUUUUCUGCAUAGAGAAGUGACAUGCAGUGUAAAUAAUGUGAAAGAGCCUCUCAAAUGCAUUAUUCAGUGUUGUCAUGUGGUGUUCUUCAAGCAGCUGUCCAGUUGGCUUCUGUAUGGUCAGCUCAUUGACCAAUAUGCUGAAUUCUUUAUACAGCAUUCAUCAGACACCCAAGGGACAAGCACAUCAACAACACUGGAUAGUUUCUCCAGCCAGGAUAUCAACGAAAUGUUAUCAUUGGAAUCGAGAUCUAAUAGAGAUGGCCCUCUACAGAGAUACAGCAUCCAGUAUACUAUGCUUCCAUCUUACAUAAUUCCUUCUCUGGCACACAAAGUUCUGUUCAUAGGGGAAACAAUUUUAAUGUUUGGAAGUGAACCAAUAGAAAGAAGUGAAACAGUCUCUUUUACAUCUAAGAACAUCACUUCAAUAUGGGGAGAGAGGGAAGAGGAAUUCUUCCAAAAACUUCAAAGUUUGCAGGCCAUGAGAACCUUCAAUCGCACAGAGUUUGAGAAGACUAUUGAUGAAUUCCGAAGUUGUGUAACAGAGCAUCUGUGGAAACUCGCUGUGGAAGAAGCUGAAUUGUUUUUGCAGCUGAAACUUAUGAAAGAUAUUUUUUUGCUGGGUCGAGGAGAGCUGUUCUUGGAAUUCAUACACCAAGCUGGACGUAUUAUGCAAAAUCCACCAAUCAGUUCUUCUACUAGAGAUGUAAACAAGGCCUUCCACAUUGCUGCUCGUAAAAUACUCAUUAAUGAUGAUACGAUAGACAAGUUCAGUUUUGUGUUGCCAGGUAAAGGCCACACUGAAUUGGAUGAAGUUAAAGGGACCUGCUGGCAUUUGCUGACACUAACGUAUAAAGUCAGUUGGCCUCUACAUCUCCUGUUCGACAGUGUAGUACUAGAGAACUAUAAUAAGCUGUUUCGCUUUCUUCUGUAUGUUAAGAAAACUCAGCUUGAUCUUCACAGUAUCUGGAGGAGUCAAAUGGAGUGCAAGACACGGUGUGUAUAUGAGAGCGAACCAGCUGUGUGGCACCUGCGGAGCAGGUUGAUGUUUCUGGUCGACAAUUUGCAGUAUUACCUUCAAGUUGAUGUCUUGGAGAGUCAGUACACAAUGCUUCUCUCUGCAGUUCAAGCAACAAAAGAUUUUGAUCAAAUACAGAAAGCGCACACACUUUUUCAAGCAAAUAUAUUGAGUCAAACAUUUCUUCUUGCUGACAAGAUAUGCAGUGGAUCUGAAAUGAAGACAAAUCCAGUACAAUCAAUCCUGACUAAAGUCCUUGACUUGUGUAGAAGGUUUUGCACCAGUGUUUGUAUGUGGGGAAAUGAUUUAAAUGAACCUCAACUUCUUGAACUACACAAUAUGGUGCAAGAAUAUGAGAACUUGGUGAUGUACCUCUUGCAGUUACUGUCAGAUUUGAGCUUACAUCUGUGUGGCUCUCAUCUAUCACAGCUGCUGCUCAGACUGGAUUUCAAUCGAUGGUUCAGCAAAGAGCAUACUGUCACCUCCUUUUCUGAAACUGUCUAAUGUACUCACGCUAUAAAAGGUUAAACCAAUUGUAUGAUCUGAAGCUUUCAUUGUGACUAAGUAUAAUGAAUUCUUUUCAGGCUACCAGCUAUCUUCAUCCUCAUCCUCAGGGUACCCUGAGGACAAGGAUGAGGUUCUUGAAUCUGUGUUUCCUUCAUUAAACCACCUUACACAGCUGGUAAGCCAAAAAGAGUUCAUUAAACCAAUUGUGUUGGUAAUGUUUGACAGUAUUUUGCAUAUAUGAAGUUAUGAUGAUUCUCUGGUGUCUUGUAUUAGAACAUGUUAACACAGGUGUAGACAUAGAAAAUUUGGUACCUUCAGCAUCUCACACUGUCAUGUGUUGGACUUGAAAAAUAAGGUUGUCUGCUUAUCUGAGGCCAGAUGUAUUUUUAACCUUGUAAACAGAAAUUUAUAUUAAUGGAUUUUAUUUCGUUUCCUCUAAAUUGGUAUGUUAGUACUACCGUUCCAGCCAUUUUCUGUUUUAACAUCUGUGAGAUGUGAAGCUAGUAAGAAAAGGGAAUGUCUAAAAGGCAAAAUUAUUGAGCUUGAAACAAACAGUAAGGACAAAAAUAUCAGAGAUCUGUACAGAGGCAUAAAUGAUUUUAAGAAAGAAUAUCAA